Messenger RNA from [Torrubiella] hemipterigena, 5101 nucleotides. Lineage: Eukaryota; Fungi; Ascomycota; Sordariomycetes; Hypocreales; Clavicipitaceae. The record is from the annotation of a GenBank genome assembly.
CACGUAUGACUCUUCUCUCUGCUGCCAAAUUUGCUCCAAAGGCCAUCACGCGCUGGGGACAAUGAUGUUGCCGUAGGCCAUGCUUCCCGCGUCAGCAGCCAUCUUUUUCAGCACUCCAGCGGGGAUAGCACCUCACCACCUCCCUACGACUCUCCACUAUAAACCGGACCAUAGUGCUCUGUCCCCCCGCCUGUGACCACGACCCCACCACGCGCAGCCAGACACACUCAAGUCAAGCACCAACAACUCGCCAACCUUACUACUACUCUCCUGCAACAUCCUGCUCCUUCAUCACUCCAAUCUUAUCGCAUAGCCCUCAAACCUCCUAACACCACCAACUUCGAUACCCCUUCAACCUCUAACCUCUAGUGACGUCCCUCCCUUCUCGAUACCGUCACCGUUGCUCCAAAGCUCCUCUAACUGUUGGUUCGUCCCUCAAACGCCCUGCCGCCAAAAAGGACGCUCUGAUAGCUAUCUAUCUUGCGCGUAUCACUUCUCCGGAAUCCUACAUACGAAUAAGAUAAUGAAGAUAGCUACUUUGUUGCUUCCCCGCUGAAAGUCGCCCCGCGCGAUUAGCCUACCAUACCUUGACCGCUGGAGGGACGAGAGGAUACUACACUUGUAUACCAGUUCAUCAUGAAGGAAUUCCCUAAGAAAUUCCUUAGUCGUAGGGAUAAGAAUGGCUCCCACUUUCGCAGCAAAUCACAACCACCGCCGACAGACAAGACUCGGCCUUUAAAGCCCGACGUAUUUUUAUCGUUUUUCAAAAAGGAUGAGCAAAAGGCUAAGGAAGACACUGAAAAGUCAAAAAAUAUCGAAGACAAGAUUGCUGCUAUUCAACGACGACUGGAUGAGCUCAACAUUUCCAACAUAACCCCCGAACAUAUAAAAGACAUCAUGUCGAGCAACUUCGCCUCCGGCGAUCCUGAGCGGACUACCGAAUUUAUCGACAUAGAGCAGAAAGCCGCUUCUGGUGUUAUUGUUCCCUACAAUCCCAACACCACGCUGCUUGGGGCCGAGAACCGUGGCGGCGUCACUUGCUAUAUCGAUUCUCUAUUAUUUGCCAUGUUUUGCAAACUUGAUGCAUUCGAGUGUAUGCUCAAUACAUCAUUCUCUACAGAUGAUCCAAAAGCCAAACUAGUAAAGCUUUUGCGUGUCUGGGUUAAUAUGCUUCGCAGCGGAAAGCUCAUUCACACUGAUUUGACAAAAUUAAUACAAGAUACAUUGGGAGAUUGCGGGUGGCCUGAUGCCAGACUUCUCGAACAACAAGAUACCUCCGAGGCAUUCGCCUUCCUCACAGAAACACUUCAACUACCGCUCCUAUCCCUACAGGUUGACCUCUUCCAUCAAGGCCGACGAGACGACGACGAUCAUAAAGUCGUGUAUGAAAGGCUACUAAACCUAGCUGUUCCACCUGAUCCCGAAGGGAAAGGUAUUAAGCUGGAAGACUGCUUGGAGGAAUACUUCAAUGCCAAAGUUGACGUCCUGCGCGAUAGCGAAGAAAUGAAGAAGUCACUCUCCGAAGACCCUUCAACCGAAGACAGACCUGGUUUGGUUCACAGAAAUACGCUCCGGCUCCUGCGUGACGAGGAGACAGGGGCGACAAGCAUGCUUUCUUCAUCACCAGUGGACAUGUACCCGCUACAACCCUUUCCUACAAAGUCUUCCAUCGCCAGUGUUUCUUCUCACUCAGCGUUUCCUGUGAUUGAGGGAGAGCCAGCCUCAGAUGAAGCCGGUGGUGCAGAUACUAUAACCCGAAAAUAUUCGUCACGGAACCGUUCCGGGAGCGUGAUCCAACGGGUAGUCCUGGACGAAAAUGGCAAACCAACUGACGAGGCGGUAGUAGAUGGCAAGUCUCACAAGCGCAAGGGCUCUAUUGUGGUUAAAGCAAUCACAAUUCCUGCUUGGCAAUUCUUCAGAUUAAUUCCAUGGAACGCUGUCUCGAGCAAUGAACCGCAAAAUGACGUUGACGUAGCGAGAAAGUUCCAACAACGUCCAGUUGUUGGGAUUUGCCUCAAGCGCUACGCCAUGACAGAAUCAGGACAGCCACAGCGACAUAAUACCUUCAUUGAUAUUCCUGAUAGCUUGAGAUUGCCUCAUUUCAUGCUUGGCAACGGACCAAACCUGGAAGCUGACAGCAAUGGUUUGAGCACCGAGUACAAGCUCGUCCUUCAAUCUGUUGUUUGUCAUCGCGGCGACUCCUUACAGAGUGGCCAUUACAUCACAUUUGCGAGGGUAGCACCCAAGCUGCUCAUCGACAACAGACGGCACAACUUCGAUCCUCCACCUGACUAUGAAGAAGCCCAAUGGGUACUCUUCGACGACCUCGAAGAGACACGUGUGACCUACGUUGAUAACUUCAAAGAAGCCCUAAAAGCCGAGAUGCCGUAUCUUCUAUUUUACCAGGUCGUGCCCAUGGUCGACGUUGCCUGCCCUUCGACGGAUGGCACAGCCACGGGUCCUCCUUCAUACCAAGAGUCGAAGCAAAGUAUGGAGCUACAAACAUCAUACAUAACGGAAGGUAGCCUCUCAACACAAAGCAAACCACCUAGUAUUCGCCUGUCCUUUGAGAACGAGCCAGUUCCAGUAAAGCCCUUCCACGAGAGCAACAGCUACACCACCUUUGGCGGGUCCAAUCCAUCCUCUUCUCGUCGCCAGAGUGUUGCUGUCAACGAUUCCAUCCCGGCAACACCAGAGGGCCACUCUCCUGUCAUCCUGCCGUCUGACGACGCCACGCCGUCACGUCUCUCGCGCGCGGCAUCCCGCUUCACUCUCGGCCGAAGCAGUCGACCAACCAGCCAGUCUGGCGAAGGACGCUUGAGUCUCUCGAUGGGCCGCUUUUCAGGACUGAGGAAAGUUAGUAAAGACCCGGUCCCGGAUCAGAGCGAGUCUGUGGCAACCAGUAUCAACACUGCUCCUAGCGAAGCACCAUCGACACAUUCGCAGGAAACUCAGGUGGAUCAAACAAAGAGUAGUACAACCAAGACUGGCAAGGCCAAAGAGAAGGAUCGUAGCAAGGAGAAGACAAAACAGAAACAGACCGGUACCCAGCCCGAGCGAGAGUGUGUCGUCAUGUAAAUGGCACUAAUCGUUAUAAGCUUGGGUAUCCUGGGCUACACAUUUGAUACUGGCGUUAGAUACCAUGAAAUGCAUUACUUUACAUAGAAAUUCUACAACAAGCAGAGUACCAGUUGUCUCUGCUGGUAAAUAUCAUACUAGAUUUUCCAAAACCACACGUGUUUGUAAGAUCGUAGAACAAAAUGCGUAGAUCAUUGAGCCUUUUCUAUAUUGCACCAAGCGUUUUUAAGACCCCGUCGACACAGACCGUUAUAUUGCCUUCGUACACUUUUUUCUCCAUCCAACUAUUCUUGACAAUCAUCUUGUACAAGUCUCCUCCACUUCUUACAGAAACCAAAGUGCAAUUUCCCUUCCUCCGUUUCCUUGUAGACCGGUAGAUGCAAAAUAUUCUCCAGCCAACAAAGAGCUAGGGCUUUGUUAAAACAAAUAAAAAAAGAGUAGGCGAAUUUUUAAUAUACAAAGGCGUAGGCUGCCAACUGAGGCGGAAAGGUCACGCGGUUUUCACGUUCACCCCAGUAGCAGCUAGCCUAUUACAUCGGCUGUUUAAGCCAAAAACACUCCAAAGCUAUCAGCAUCUCCUAAUUUUACACAUGUCGUGCAAGCUUAGAAGGGAAUGUUAGGGGGGGUAGGGGGGCCCAUAGCCUCAGUUUGGUCCUGAAGCUCCUCAGGGGCAGCCUCAAUAGAGACACCAAGGCCGAGCUUGGCCUGCUGCGUGAAGUGAUCAAUGUCGGCGGCGAAGGUCAUCAUGACGGGAGGAGCAACACGCUUCUCGAGCAGACAGCUGAUCUUGCCCUUGGAGUCAACCUGAGCGCGGAAAGUAGACAUGCGGAAGUCGUACUUGGCACCAAUGGUAGUAACACCCUCCUUCUGGAGACCGCCACCCAUCAUGCCACCAGCAGUGGGGACAAGUCCAAGGCUCAUAUCAACACCAGCCUGGACCUUGUCGGAGAGGCGGCGCCAGAAAGUGGUGUUCAAGGUACCCAUGGCAGCCUGGAGCUGAGCAGUAGCGACCCAGUCAGCAGACUUGUAGCGAGCGCAGUAGGAAACAGCACACUCAGGACCCUGGGACAGCGAAGGACGUUGCCAGAGAGUCUCCAUACCAAGAGCAAGCUUGGGGGUAACCGACUGGAGGUAGCUGCCAAUGUAGAUACCGGUCAUGCCACCCUCCAAGAAAGAGGGGUUAAGCAUCUUAAGAGAAGAGGAGAAGUCGUCGCCUGUGUAUUCGUGCUCGAACUGAGCCAUGUCCUGGCCGCCGGGAGAAAUGGAGAGCUGCGCCUUGGAAACAAGCUUAUCGGUCCAUCGGAAGUUGAAGCGGCCGGAAAGGGAGCCUUCGUUGUCGACGUUGCCCUGGCAGAAGACCUAUUGAUGCAAAAGUUAGUAUUGCGCAUGCAAAGUGCCUCGUUAGACAGGGGAAUACUCACAGAUGAGGUGCCGUACAUGGCGGCAAAGGUAUAGGGGUUAAUGCGCUCACCCAUGGCAAACUGGUGAGAAACCUGGAAGAGAGGAGCCAUGCUGAAGACCUUGGUCAGGUCGGCACGGAUGCCAGUGAACAUGAAGUUGUUGAGGGAGACAUCGCGCUGGACCUCUCUGGCAAGAGUCUCUAUCGUUCCGGGGUUGGAAAGGCCAAGCUUGGCUCUGCGCUCCGAGAAGGAGUUGAGGGCAUCACCGAGCGCAGCGGCAAGGGGGUUGCUGAAGACGGCCGAUCGGAGGGAGUCGGUCAUGGUAGCCAUGGUGCUGUUGUGCGAAGGCUGGCUUCGAAGGUUGUCGAAAGGGGAGGAAUUAAGGUGGAAAUAUCAACAACCGAUGUGUCCGUUGCGCGUUAGUGAGGGAUCAAUUAAAAAUAAACAAUCCAGGAAGGGCUGCGGCAAUGAACCGAUUAAGAAAAGAAUUGGUGAUACAGAUGAAAAGAAACUCCCGCGGAAAGAGAGAUAUGAGAUGCGACGCCAGAAAAACGUGAUGCAGUCGGCGAGAUGCUGGGGAGAGGUUUUAGGAGAAUAAUUUUCAGUUGCGCCCCCAGCUCAGC